UUGAAGCUAAAUGGCUCAUUGUCCUGAUCCUCUGUCCUGAUCCUCCGUCCUGAUCCACACAGGGCUGUAGGUUACAGGUUCUGGAUCUUCUUCCACAGAAGGAGAACUCCCACUGCACUGAUACACCCACGAGACGUCCUGAACCCUGAUGGAGAGAUCGUAGGUGACGAUCUUCUAUGACCAACAUGAGUUGGAGUUUUCUGACGCGCCUUCUGGAGGAGAUCCAUAACCACUCCACGUUCGUGGGGAAGGUGUGGCUGACGGUGCUAAUCGUGUUUCGCAUUGUGCUGACGGCCGUGGGCGGCGAGUCCAUCUACUCGGACGAGCAGACCAAGUUCAUCUGCAACACCAAGCAGCCCGGCUGCGACAAUGUCUGCUACGACUCCUUCGCCCCGCUGUCGCACGUCCGAUUCUGGGUCUUCCAGAUCAUCAUGAUCUCCACGCCCUCCGUCAUGUACCUGGGGUACGCCAUCCACAAGAUCGCCCGCAGCUCGGAGGACGAGCGCCGCAAACAGCAGCGGCAGCACCGCAGGAGCCACAGGAGCCGGUGGAGGUCCGAGGUUCUGGAGGAGGAAGAGGAUGACGAUGAUGCAGAGCCAAUGAUCUAUGAGGAUGCACUGGAGGUCCAGGAGGCCAAACCGGAGGUGGAGAAGAGCGCCGGUCGAGAUCCUGCGAAACACGACGGGCGUCGCCGGAUCAUGCAGGAGGGUCUGAUGAGGAUCUACGUACUCCAGCUGCUGUCUCGCGCCGUGUUUGAGGUGGGGUUCCUGGUGGGUCAGUACCUGCUUUACGGAUUCCGCGUGAACCCCUCGUACGUUUGCAACAAACUUCCCUGCCCGCACAAGGUGGACUGCUUCGUGUCUCGACCGACGGAAAAGACCAUCUUCCUGCUGAUCAUGUACGUGGUGAGCUGCCUCUGUCUGGUGCUGAAUGUUUGCGAGAUGUUCCACCUGGGGCUCGGAGCCUUCCGGGACCAGAUCCGCAAGCGCCGGAAUCAGAGCCGACACCGUCCCUACGGCUACCCUUUCUCCAGGAACAUCCCGGCCUCUCCGCCGGGCUACAACCUCGUGAUCAAGUCCGAGAAACCCGCCAUCCGCAUGGCCAACAGCAUCCUCCCACACGAGCAGAACUUGGGCGCAGUGGACCAGGAACCGCACUGCACCAGUCCGGACGAGAACAUUCCGUCGGAUUUGGCCAGUUUGCACCGGCACUUGCGAGUUGCUCAGGAGCAGCUGGACAUGGCGUUUCAAACGUACAACGUCAAAAACCCUCAGACAUCCAGAACCAGCAGCCCGGCGUCCGGCGCCACCGUAGCAGAGCAGAACCGGGUCAACACGGCCCAGGAAAAGCAGGGCGCCCGACCCAAAUCUGGCCCGGAUAAAGCCGGGACGAUAGUCAAGAACGGAAAGACUUCUGUAUGGAUUUAACUCCUGAACCAUCAGUGUUCUCACUGACGUACUGCAGACGUUUCUAGACACGAUAUUCAAUUCCUUCAGUUCCCGUCUUUUCGGAACAAACCUCUGAGAACCAGAACCAGAACCUGAACCAGAACCAGUACAACAUCCCUCUCUUCACGAUGCUUCUUCUAGUGCUUACCAACCUUCUGAGUAGAUCUUCAGAGCAGUUACUGAUCCACGUUUCCGUGUUUGGUGUCGUUUUUCUCUCAUUUGUUAAAAGCAUGCACCGUUUCUGACGUCAGACGAGGUUUUAGUUUUAAUAGUUAAUAGAUUUAACUAAUUUAUUAUUUGCUUUCUUUACAGUUGUUCCGUUUCAGAUUCACUCUAGUUUUAGUUCAUAAUUUGGAGAUUUUAUCUUCUCAAAUUCAAAAGUUCUAAAAUUCGCAACUCCGGACUCCUGGAUGUUGAGCUUUUCUUUGUCAAUGUUUGAUGUUCUUCGUUGUAGGAACUCUACAAUCCAUGAUGCAGUGCAGUUUACGGGUGAAUGGUGUAGUGAUAUGCUUUGGGAUUUUUUGUUGUAUUUCCUUAGUUAACUGUAAAAAAAAAAAAAAACUUUUGAAAAUAGUUUUUUGAGUUUAUUGAAUCUCAAAUUAUACAUCAAUUUAGCUUUUUAUGACACCUACAGUAGAGGGCUUGCACUGACAUCACGUUCCCACCGGAAUAUGCCAUUUUUAGUUGGUCUGAGAAGCAAACUAUUCUACUGCAUGACUUCUUAGUGUUUCUUAGUGAAAAUUACCUCUGAAACAAGCGAUUAUAACUGUACAAAUGACUACAAUUAACACAGAGCUAACAGUCUAUAAACAUUGAUAUGGCUUUAUAUACAGCUCUGUAAAAAAUGAAGAGAUCACUUCAGUUUCUGAAUCAGUUUCUCUGAUUUUGCUAUUUAUAGGUUUAUGUUUGAGUAAAAUGAACAUUGUUGUUUUAUUCUAUAAACUACAGACAACAUUUCUCCCAAAUUACAAAUAAAAAUAUUCUCAUUUAGAGCAUUUAUUUACAGAAAAUGAGAAAUGACUGAAAUAACAAAAAAGAUGCAGAGCUUUCAGACCUCAAAUAAUGCAAAGAAAACAAGUUCAUAUUCAUAAAGUUUUAAGAGUUCAGAAAUAAUCAAUAUUUGGUGGAAUAACCCUGGUUGGUUUUUAAUCACAGUUUUAAUUUCAUGCAUCUUGGCAUCAUGUUCUCCUCCACCAGUCUUACACACUGCUUUUGGAUAACUUUAUGCUGCUUUACUCCUGGUGUAAAAAUUCAAGCAGUUCAGUUUGGUGGUUUGAUGGUUUGUGAUCAUCCAUCUUCCUCUUGAUUAUAUUCCAGAGGUUUUUAAUUUGGUAAAAUCAAUGAAACUCAUCAUUUUUAAGUGCUCUCUUAUUUUUUACAGAUCUGUAUGUAACAUAAAUAUUCAUAGUCUGAUUCAGUUACGAUUGGUUGUGAAAUCGCAGUGAUUACGCAAAAGCUCCUCCCAUUCGGUGUUAAUUAGCAUUUGCACUGGAUGCUAAUGCUAACACCAGUCAGUGGGUGUAACCGCAGUGACUCCGCCCACUUGUGAUGUCAUGUGUGUGCCCUCCAUUCUUUUUCUGUUAGCUUAGCAGUUGCUACAUCAGUUUUGGUUGUUUAGUUAGAUUAUCAGAUCUGUGUAGAGUAAGGAAGUUAACACGUAAACAGUAACAAUGUGAAAAAGUUUUUAUUUUAUUAUUUAUUUUGUUGAAAUUAAAACUUGCACUGUGUUCUGAGAGGUUAUAUUUAACACUGUGUAUAACUGUAGAUAUAUAUAUAUAGUUUUAAAAUGUGGAGUUUGGGGUAUUUUAUAAGAAAUCCAGGCGGGUGGUUUCUGCCUGUGUUUUUGCGUGAGUGAAUUAGUUGUAUAUUUGAGCCGAACGCAGCGAGGGACGGUAUGCAGUGAAACAGGAAGUACCUGAUCUCUGAUAUAAUGUGCAAUAAUGUAAAAAAAAAGUGUGAAAGCGUUAAACUGCCAUGUUUUCUUAUUAUUUAGCCUAGUCGAGUUAAAUCACAUAGUUUAAAGCAGAACUCUGGUGUAAAAUGUACUUUUGUUUUAGUAAAACAUGAUAAAAGUUCUUAUCUUUGAUGAAUAGCUCACCUCCGUUCUCCCACAGCGUUCAGAGAUCCAGAAAUUUUAACAGUUUAUCCAACAAACACCCUUCAGACUGGGAGAUACGGGGCAUAAUUUACCCUGAUAAAUCACUUUUUACACCGUUAUCCAGCUCAAAGUAGCUCCACACCUCCUUACUAGAAUCUGGAGAGUCCUGACAUUUAAAACGAGGCAUUAAUAACUUAAAAAGUGCAGAAGAAGCUUAUUAAAAACCACUGUUUACAUCCUAUAACACUACUAGCUUCAGCUCCGAGCGCCGCCAUCACUGUACUGAUAAUAACAUAGACAUAUAUAUACAUAGACUCCGCAUAGUGUAGCCGGCGGCAGUAGGAUAUAUAUAUAUGUCUAUGUUAUUAUCAGUACAGUGAUGGCGGCGCUCGGAGCUGAAGCUAGUAGUGUUAUAGGAUGUAAACAGUGGUUUUUAAUAAGC
This is a messenger RNA of Astyanax mexicanus (Mexican tetra), 3988 nucleotides long. It is a transcript of the gene gjc2, whose product is annotated as gap junction protein gamma 2. The coding region runs from base 177 to 1427 and encodes 416 amino acids. The transcript is spliced from 3 exons. Lineage: Eukaryota; Metazoa; Chordata; Actinopteri; Characiformes; Acestrorhamphidae. Gene Ontology annotation, biological process: cell communication. The record is from RefSeq and is a predicted model, not a curated record. Gene Ontology annotation, cellular component: connexin complex.